AUGACCAUGAACGGAUCCCUGGGAGACGGGUCAACACCACUCCACAAAAUCAUCAAUGCGUGCGACGCGGCGAAGCUCAUCAUGUGUCGUAUGAAGUGCGUUACGGUGGAUAGCUUGGGCGAUCAUCCUUUGCAUAUCGUGCAAAAUGCAACAAUGGCGGUGGUCUUAAUCGCAGGUGAUGGAGAUGUAAAUGCAGACAACGGGAUGGGGCGCAGCAGUUUGCACUGGGCAAAGAAUGAAAAAGUGACAAAGACGUUGUUGGCAUUCGGAGCUGAUGCUAAUGAUCGCAUUAAUGGCGUGGGAGAUACUCCGUUGUUAUUUAUGUGCACGGACCCUGACAAUGUGCCAGGUGUUGAUUGA
Molecule: messenger RNA, 360 nt
Organism: Ectocarpus sp. CCAP 1310/34
Lineage: Eukaryota; Phaeophyceae; Ectocarpales; Ectocarpaceae
Source: the annotation of a GenBank genome assembly